This is a messenger RNA of Diceros bicornis minor, 4892 nucleotides long. RefSeq names its product kinesin family member 24 (gene KIF24). Gene Ontology annotation, biological process: microtubule-based movement. The coding region runs from base 163 to 4296 and encodes 1377 amino acids. Lineage: Eukaryota; Metazoa; Chordata; Mammalia; Perissodactyla; Rhinocerotidae. The record is from RefSeq and is a predicted model, not a curated record. Gene Ontology annotation, molecular function: microtubule binding; microtubule motor activity; ATP binding. The transcript is spliced from 13 exons.
UUGGCGGCGUUGCCAUGGGGAUGCGGCCUGGCCGCCGCCUCAGGCUCGUGAGUUGACCCGACGCCUGGGUCGCCCGCUUUGGGGUCUUCUCCUGUCCGCAGACUGGGUUGGCCGAGGAGGAAUUGGGAAGCCCCUGAGAGUUUAUAGAAACCUUUGACAAAAAUGACAUCCUGGUUGUAUGAAUGUCUUUGUGAAGCUGAACUUGCACAGUAUUAUCCUCAUUUUACUGCCAUUGGCCUCCAGAAAAUAGAUGAAUUAGCCACGGUUACAAUGAAGGACUACUCCAAAUUGGGAGUCCACGACAUGAAUGACCGCAAACGUCUCUUCCGACUUAUCAGAAUCAUUCAAAUGAUGCAGGAAGAAGACAAAGCAGCCAGUAGCCCAGAACAUCCUCUCCAGACAAGCAGCCUGUAUAGCAAGCCUCGGGAAUCCAGACCUGGCCCUCGGAGGCAACUGCAUUUUGAUUCUCCUGCUGACAACAAAGACAGAACAACCAGCAACUAUGGGUUUGAAAUGUGCAAUUUAUCAGAUUUUUCUGCAAAUGAACAGAAGUCUAGUUACCUAAAAGUGCUGGAACACAUGCUACCAGAGGAUUUCCAGUACCAAACAGAAACAAGAAUUCUGAAUGCCAUAGCUGCUGAUUCCUAUGUUCAAACAGAAACUAACACUUCACUCUCUGCAUUAAAUCACUUUUCUCCAAGACUGGGGGAUUGUGAUAGUCCCAUUAUUCAAAGACUCUCUCAUGUUUCAGGGUAUAACUAUGGAAUCCCUCAUUCUUGUAUCAGACAGAACACCUCGGAGAAAGAAAAUCCUUGGACUGAGAUGGAGAAAAUCAGAGUUUGUGUUCGAAAACGCCCUCUAGGUGUGAGGGAGGUACGUCGUGGAGAAAUUAAUAUUAUUACUGUAGAAGACAAAGAAACUCUACUUGUUCAUGAGAAGAAAGAAGCGGUUGACCUCACACAAUAUAUUCUGCAGCAUGUUUUUUAUUUUGAUGAAGUCUUUGGUGAAGCGUGCACCAAUCGAGAUGUUUACAUGAAGACUACUCACCCACUCAUUCAGCAUAUUUUCAAUGGAGGCAAUGCCACUUGCUUUGCAUAUGGACAGACAGGUGCUGGAAAGACCUACACCAUGAUAGGAACUCAUCAGAACCCAGGACUAUAUGCUCUGGCUGCCAAAGAUAUCUUCAGGCAACUAGAAGUAUCCCAGCCAAGAAGGCAUCUCUUUGUGUGGAUCAGCUUCUAUGAAAUUUACUGUGGACAGCUUUAUGACCUCCUAAACGGGAGAAAAAGUUUUCUUGAGUAUAUGCCUAAGAGUGGAAUUGCUGGGUCAUACUUCUUGAGGAACUGCCAAACUGCUUUCCAAAGUGGCUGCACCAUUUUAUAUUCCCACCAGCAAUGUAUGAAGGCGAUUCUGAAGGGCAGCAAGGAGCGCAGCACCGGGGCCACUGGGGUUAAUGCAGACUCCUCGCGCUCUCAUGCUGUCAUCCAAAUUCAGAUCAAAGAUUCAGCCAAGAGGACGUUUGGCAGGAUCUCUUUUAUUGACUUGGCUGGCAGUGAAAGAGCGGCGGAUGCCAGAGACUCAGAUAGACAGACAAAGAUGGAAGGUGCAGAAAUAAACCAGAGUCUUCUAGCUCUGAAGGAAUGUAUCCGAGCUUUGGAUCAGGAACACACCCACACUCCCUUCAGGCAAAGCAAGUUAACUCAGGUCCUGAAGGACUCUUUCAUCGGCAAUGCCAAAACCUGCAUGAUCGCCAACAUCUCACCAAGCCACUUGGCCACAGAACACACUCUGAACACUUUGCGCUAUGCUGACCGGGUCAAAGAACUAAAGAAAGGCAUUAAAUGUUGCACUUCAGCUACCAGUCGAAAUCGGACGUCUGGAAACUCUUCUCCAAAACGAAUUCAGAGCUCCCCUGUGGCCCUGCCAGGGGACAAAUGUUCUCCCAAAAAAGUCAAGCUAGGGCUUCAGCAGUCACUCACAGUGGCACCUGGCUCCACAAAAGGGAAGGCCCAUCCUCUGGCCAGCCACCCACCCAACAUCCCUUUUGCUUCUGUACCUAAAGUCCCUGGUAAAAGAGGUGGCUCCAGAGGGAGUCCUCCCCAAGGGUGGGUCAUUCAGACCAGCCCUGUCAAAGGAGCCAUGCAGUCUAGACAUUUAGCCAAAAAAACGGCAGGAGAGUCAGCCUCAUUGUGCUCUGAGAAAAAUCAAAUCAGCAGCAAAACUGCCCUCGGGUGGGGAAGCAGGGCCCCUGGCCCAGGAAAAGACCUGGUGCACGGUAAGCUGCCCUCCAAGUGCCAGAAGGUACAGACUGUGCAGCCAGUGCAGAAGCAGCUUGUGUCACGAGGUGCGCUCUCCUUUGGCAACGUCCACCACUUAGCAGAGUACAGUCAGGCCAGCAAGGGGGACACGCCUGCCAGGCCUGCCUCUGCAGCUUGGACAGACAUCCCUCCACGUCAGAAGGAGAGGGAGGAACAUUUGCGCUUCUAUCACCAGCAGUUCCAGCAGCCGCCUCUCCUCCAGCAGAAGUUAAAGUACCAACCACUGGAAAGGUUUUUAUGCCAGUACAGGUCCCAAGAGGGGCAGCUCCAGAAUGAGACCCCUCCUCCCUUCCGCUCUUAUUCCGAGAGCCACGAUGGAGCCCAAGCUGAGGACCCUGAUGACAGCGAUUUCAGUGAAGAUUCUUUUUCACAUGUCUCCAGUCAGAGGACCACAAAGCAGAGAAGCAUCCUGGAGAACAGCGAAGGCUCGUUUUUCCUUCAUCAGAAGGAGCAAGGUCCUGAGGAGCAGGUGGCCAAAAGGCGGCAGAGCCUUUUUUUUAGCCCCAGGACAGACAGUGACGAGAAGGGUCUAACUGGAAGCUGUAUGUACUCCAGGGACCCCACAAGCCACAGAAGAGCAGCACUUGAUCACGGCCGCAGCCCAAGUAAGGUGCCCCUGGACUGGAGCAGAGAGGAGGACUCCACCUUCUCAGGGCCUUCUCCCAGAGACAACCUGGCAGAGAAGCCUUACUGCUCACAGGUAGACUUUGUCUAUGGCCAGAAAAGAGGUGGCGGCCUAGCCUUUGAUCUCAGACAGGAUGCCUUCAGAUGUAAGGUUCCUGGGCAGGCUGAGGGCAGCUUGCCAUCCCCGGAAGAAAAUGGUUUCACUUUCUCACUAUCCCACAUUGCAGUUCCUGGAUCCUCAGACCAAAGAGACACAGUCAGCACACCUCUGAGAGAAGUCAGCAAAGACAGCCCAACUCUGGCAACCAGAACAAUGAAAAGCAGUAACUUUUUCCAAGGAGAAGACUCUAGAGGGGAAUUAGGCAUGUGCUCUGAAUAUGCUUCUGGACUGAUGGCUCCCCUCACUGUGUCCCUCCUGAAGAACCCAGACAAUAAGGGCUCUCCUCCCUCGGAGCAGCCGGCCCAGGAUAGGGCUGCACACAGUCUAGUGGCACUGGGCACAGAGGGGCCAGCUGUGGGCCACACAGUGUCAUCUGGUGAUCAAGAGGCAGUCCUGCCAGUGUCUUUAGGAACUGGGCACCUGUGGCUCUCAUCAUCUCCCCCUGACAAUAAGCCUAGUGGUGAUCUUCCAGCUCUGUCCCCAUCACCCAUCCAUCAGCACCCACAGGACAAGCUGCCCAGUAGGGAGGCUGACCUGGGGGAGGGCUUCCAGAGCAGAGAGACUGCACUCUUCUCCCAGGAACAUGUGGAUAGCGAGCAGUAUGAUGCUGACGCUGAAGAGACAGAGCUGGACGGGUCCCGGGGUUUCCCAGGAAAACCAUUGCCCACCAUACACACAGGAGGACCUCACGCUGAGCCUACACUCACCCCACAAAUAGGAAGUAGUGAUGUGGCUGACCAGCCCUGGGCCCAGGAGAGAAAGCAUCUGGCAAGGCUUGGUUGGCAGGAGCUGGGUUUGUCCACACACCCCAUCAAGUUGCCCUGCUACAACGAGGACAUUGCAUGGCUCAAACGCAGGCUGAUCCCAAGGUGCUUAGCAAGGCCAGGCUCUCCCCUGGUCCCCAGCUGCUCUCCCAAGACUGCCAGGACACUCCAUCAGCCCACCCUGGGGCACGCACAGCAGGUGGUCAUCCAAGCACAUCAGGAACAGCUGGAUGAAAUGGCCAAGCUGGGCUUCAAAGAGGAGACCCUAAUGAACCACCUGGCUCCUAAUGAUUUUGAAGAUUUUGUGACCCAGUUGGAUGAAAUCAUGGCUCUGAAAUCUGAGUGCAUCCAGAGUCUGAGGAGCCAGCUGCAACUGUACCUGGCCUGCCACAGGCCAGCCGCAGCCCCCGAGAGGACAGUGGUGUCUUAGAGCAAGAUGCAGUAUGGAAUGGUGGGGCAGCUCGGGGGCCUGUGCUGGGCCAGAGGGGCCUCUGCCAGGUCCUCUCUACAGGUGCCAGAACCCAGCCCCUGGUCCUGCCCGUGCUAGCCUCUCCCCUGCCUCACACGGCCUUAGCUGGGCCCCCGCUCUUCUCUCAGUUGGAACUUGGAACUGUCCCUAAGUUCCAAGCCCAGGAGCAUCUGUAAGGAAGGACAGAUCAGCCAGAACUUAUUGUGACCCUCCCUUUUUCUUUGGGGCUGGAAGAGAAUUUGUCUUACUAAUCCCUUGCCUGUGGAAACAUACUUGAGUCUAAUAACUCUGUAGACGUUUCUGAAUUUGGGGAUCAGAGGAUGGAGUGGUCAGUGGUAACCUAGAGGUCAGAGGUCACAAGCUGGGGAAGAUAACAUGCUGAGCCCAGGGAAUUUAUCAGCUGAAUUCUGUGCCUUUCUUCAGGACUAAAACAUUGGUGCUGGUGGGGCGGGGGCAGGCAGGGUGAACUCUGCCCUAUCAGCCCUUGGAGAUUGAUUUGGGGCUUUAGGUUAGUUUUUGAAAAUGUAAAAUGAGUAAACCUUCACUUGUGUCUUUAA